AUGGAGGCAGAGAAAGACUCUGGAAGAAGAUUGCGCCCGAUUGACCGCCAGAGAUACGACGAGAACGAGGACUUGUCGGACGUGGAGGAGAUCGUCAGCGUCCGCGGCUUCAGCCUGGAGGAGAAGCUGCGCAGCCAGCUGUACCAGGGGGACUUCGUGCACGCCAUGGAGGGCAAAGACUUCAACUAUGAGUACGUGCAAAGAGAAGCUCUCAGAGUUCCCCUGAUAUUUCGAGAAAAGGAUGGACUGGGAAUUAAGAUGCCUGACCCUGAUUUCACAGUUCGAGAUGUCAAGCUCCUGGUGGGCAGCCGGCGGCUGGUGGAUGUGAUGGACGUGAACACCCAGAAGGGCACGGAGAUGAGCAUGUCGCAGUUCGUGCGGUACUACGAGACGCCAGAGGCACAGCGGGACAAGCUGUACAACGUCAUCAGCCUCGAGUUCAGCCACACCAAGCUGGAGCACUUGGUCAAGCGCCCCACCGUGGUAGACCUGGUGGACUGGGUGGACAACAUGUGGCCCCAGCACUUGAAGGAGAAGCAGACGGAAGCCACGAACGCCAUUGCGGAAAUGAAGUACCCGAAAGUGAAGAAGUACUGUCUGAUGAGCGUGAAAGGUUGUUUCACUGACUUCCACAUCGACUUUGGAGGCACUUCCGUUUGGUACCAUGUUUUCCGGGGUGGGAAGAUCUUUUGGCUGAUUCCUCCAACCUUGCACAAUUUGGCACUGUACGAGGAGUGGGUGCUGUCAGGCAAACAGAGCGACAUCUUCCUGGGAGACCGCGUGGAGCGAUGCCAAAGAAUUGAGCUGAAACAGGGCUACACGUUUUUUAUCCCUUCCGGCUGGAUCCACGCCGUCUACACCCCCGUAGACUCUCUGGUCUUCGGUGGAAACAUCCUGCACAGCUUCAACGUGCCCAUGCAGCUGCGCAUCUACGAGAUCGAGGACAGGACACGGGUGCAGCCCAAAUUCCGAUACCCUUUCUACUAUGAGAUGUGCUGGUAUGUCUUGGAGAGAUACGUGUACUGCGUGACCCAGCGGUCCCACCUCACUCAGGAAUACCAGAGAGAAUCAAUGCUCAUUGAUGCCCCAAGAAAGCCCAGCAUAGACGGCUUCUCAUCUGAUUCCUGGCUGGAGAUGGAGGAGGAGUCCUGUGAGCAGCAGCCUCAGGAGGAGAGAGAGAGAGAGAGAGAGGAGGAAGAGGAGGAGGGUGCAGAUAAGACGCCCAAAUCACCCACCGAUGGCCCUGCCUCGCCCACCAGCACCCCCUCUGAGGACCAGGAGGCCCCUGGGAAGAAGCCCAAAGCCCCUGCCAUGCGGUUCCUCAAAAGGACUCUGUCAAACGAGUCAGAGGACAGUGUGAAGUCCACAACGAUGCCCGCAGACUAUCCCAAGACGCCCACCGGCUCUCCCGCCACUGAGGUCUCUGCCAAGUGGACCCAUCUGACUGAGUUUGAACUGAAGGGCCUGAAAGCGCUGGUGGAGAAACUUGAAUCCCUCCCGGAGAACAAGAAGUGCGUCCCCGAGGGCAUCGAGGACCCCCAGGCACUCCUGGAGGGGGUGAAGAAUGUCUUGAAGGAGCACGCGGACGACGACCCCAGUCUGGCCAUCACUGGGGUCCCUGUAGUCACUUGGCCAAAGAAGACUCCAAAGAACCGGGCGGUAGGUCGGCCCAAGGGGAAGCUGGGCCCGGCCUCCGCGGUGAAGUUGGCUGCCAACCGGACGACGGCGGGAGCUCGCCGGCGCCGGACGCGAUGCCGCAAGUGCGAGGCCUGCCUGCGGACGGAGUGCGGAGAGUGCCACUUCUGCAAGGACAUGAAGAAGUUCGGGGGCCCCGGGCGGAUGAAGCAGAGCUGCAUCAUGCGCCAGUGCAUCGCGCCAGUGCUGCCCCACACCGCUGUGUGCCUAGUGUGUGGCGAGGCGGGGAAAGAGGACACAGUGGAAGAGGAAGAAGGGAAGUUUAACCUCAUGCUCAUGGAGUGCUCCAUCUGCAACGAAAUCAUCCACCCUGGAUGCCUUAAGAUUAAAGAGUCAGAGGGCGUGGUCAACGAUGAGCUUCCCAACUGCUGGGAGUGUCCAAAGUGUAACCACGCCGGCAAGACCGGGAAACAAAAGCGUGGCCCUGGCUUUAAGUACGCCUCCAACCUGCCUGGCUCCCUGCUCAAGGAGCAGAAGAUGAACCGGGACAACAAGGAAGGACAAGAGCCUGCCAAGCGGAGGAGUGAGUGUGAGGAGGCCCCGCGGCGCAGGUCAGACGAGCACCCCAAGAAGGUGCCCCCUGAUGGCAUCCUGCGCCGAAAGUCGGACGAUGUGCACCUGAGGAGGAAGCGGAAAUAUGAGAAGCCCCAGGAGCUGAGUGGCCGCAAGCGAGCCUCGACGCUUCAAACGUCCCCGGGUUCUUCCUCUCACCUCUCGCCGAGGCCCCCUCUAGGCAGCAGCCUCAGCCCCUGGUGGAGAUCCAGUCUCACUUACUUCCAGCAGCAGCUAAAACCUGGCAAAGAAGAUAAGCUUUUCAGGAAAAAGAGGCGGUCCUGGAAGAACGCUGAGGACCGGAUGGCUCUUGCCAACAAGCCUCUCAGGCGGUUCAAGCAGGAGCCAGAGGACGACCUGCCAGAGGCGCCCCCCAAGACCCGGGAGAGCGACCACUCCCGCUCCAGCUCCCCCACCGCGGGGCCCAGCACCGAGGGGGCAGAGGGCCCCGAGGAGAAGAAGAAGGUGAAGAUGCGCCGGAAGCGGCGGCUCCCCAACAAGGAGCUGAGCAAGGAGCUGAGCAAGGAGCUCAACCAGGAGAUCCAGAAGACGGAGAGCAGCCUGGCCAACGAGAACCACCAGCCCAUCAAGUCGGAGCCCGAGAGCGAGAAUGAGGAGCCCAAGCGGCCCCUGGGCCUCUGCGAGCGCCCCCACCGCUUCAGCAAGGGGCUCAACGGCACCCCCCGGGAGCUGCGGCACCAGCUGGGGCCGGGCCUGCGCAGCCCGCCCAGGGUCAUCUCCCGGCCCCCUCCCUCUGUGUCCCCACCCAAAUGCAUCCAGAUGGAGCGACACGUGAUCCGGCCGCCCCCCAUCAGCCCCCCGCCCGACUCACUGCCCCUGGAUGAUGGGGCGGCCCACGUCAUGCACAGGGAGGUGUGGAUGGCCGUCUUCAGCUACCUCAGCCACCAAGACCUGUGUGUCUGCAUGCGGGUCUGCAGGACCUGGAACCGCUGGUGCUGCGAUAAGCGGUUAUGGACCCGCAUCGACCUGAACCACUGCAAGUCCAUCACACCCCUGAUGCUGAGUGGCAUCAUCCGGCGACAGCCUGUCUCCCUGGACCUCAGCUGGACCAAUAUCUCCAAGAAACAGCUGAGCUGGCUCAUCAACCGGUUGCCUGGGCUCCGAGACUUGGUGCUGUCAGGCUGCUCGUGGAUCGCAGUCUCAGCCCUCUGUAGCUCCAGUUGUCCGCUGCUCCGGACCCUGGAUGUCCAGUGGGUGGAAGGACUAAAGGAUGCUCAGAUGCGGGAUCUCCUGUCCCCGCCUACGGAUAACAGGCCUGGUCAGAUGGACAAUCGGAGUAAGCUCCGGAACAUUGUGGAGCUGCGUCUGGCUGGCCUGGACAUCACAGACGCCUCCCUGCGGCUCAUCAUUCGCCACAUGCCCCUGCUCUCCAAGCUCCACCUUAGUUACUGUAACCAUGUCACUGACCAGUCCAUCAACCUGCUCACCGCUGUGGGCACCACCACCCGAGACUCCUUAACCGAAAUCAACCUGUCAGACUGCAAUAAGGUCACUGACCAGUGCCUGUCCUUCUUCAAACGCUGUGGAAAUAUCUGUCAUAUUGACCUGAGGUACUGCAAGCAAGUUACCAAGGAAGGCUGUGAGCAGUUCAUAGCUGAAAUGUCUGUUAGUGUCCAGUUCGGGCAAGUGGAAGAAAAACUCCUGCAAAAACUGAGUUAG
This is a messenger RNA of Vicugna pacos (alpaca), 3927 nucleotides long. The record is from RefSeq and is a predicted model, not a curated record. NCBI's taxonomy places the organism in Eukaryota, Metazoa, Chordata, Mammalia, Artiodactyla, Camelidae.